Xiphias gladius (swordfish) is the source of this 2728-nucleotide messenger RNA. RefSeq names its product AFG3-like protein 1. The record is from RefSeq and is a predicted model, not a curated record. Lineage: Eukaryota; Metazoa; Chordata; Actinopteri; Istiophoriformes; Xiphiidae. Gene Ontology annotation, cellular component: m-AAA complex; membrane. Gene Ontology annotation, molecular function: ATP hydrolysis activity; ATP binding; metalloendopeptidase activity. The transcript has 17 exons. The coding region runs from base 105 to 2540 and encodes 811 amino acids. Gene Ontology annotation, biological process: mitochondrial protein processing; protein-containing complex assembly.
CUCGCGAGACGACGGCGAUUGUUGGCAUUGUUGGGUGCACGGUACCAGUUUGGUGGCUCGGCGCUGAGUCCAGUGAGUAAAGCCGAGGGACAGAAACCGACGCCAUGGGUCUGCUUUCCGUGAGUGUCGGGCCCUUUCGGAACCGAGUGCCGACGGUUCGGACGUGGAGCCGAGACUUAUCCACAAUUUCAGCUACUUUACGCAACAGCGGAGCGCUCGCGUUGAAGACGUCACUAAUCCAAAGGAAAUGUGGAGGAUUUUAUCAACACAGCUUCUCACUUGCUCGGUUACUUAGCUCAAACAAACCACCAAGAGGUUUUGAAAAGUUUUUCCCAAAGAGUGAAGAAAGCCCUGGCGUCAACAAAUCUGUUGAAGAUGAAAAUACUAAAGAACAAGAGUCUCCUGGAAGGGAGGGGCAGUACACAAAUGACGAUGGGGACAAAGGACGAAGAGGAGGAAAAAAGGAAGAAUCACACUGGUGGACGCGAUUUCAGGAUGAUUUUCCCUUGGAUGAAAAAGCAGUACGGAAUCUUGCCAUUGGUGCAGCAGGCGUGGCUUCAGCUUUUCUGUACUUUUACUUCCGAGAGACGGGGGCCCAGAUCUCCUGGAAGGACUUUGUGCAUCAAUACUUGAGCAGAGGCUUGGUGGAUCACCUGGAGGUUGUCAACAAACAAUAUGUAAAAGUGUUUCCUGCCCAUGGAGUGCACACAUCAGAAGUGAGCUAUUUGUGGUUCAACAUUGGCAGCGUUGAAUCAUUUGAGCAUAACCUGGAGAAGGUCCAGCAGGAAAUGGGUCUUGACUCCCCACACAAAGUACCUGUAUUCUACAACACUGAAAGUGAUGGAACAUUUCUUGUUAGUGUUCUCCCAACCGUACUUCUGGUUGGCUUUUUGCUUUUUGCCAUGCGGCAGAGACCAAUGGCAGGUGGACGUGGAGGCAGGGGGCGAGCAAACCCCUUUAGCAUGAGUGAAUCCAAAGCCAAGAUAAUCAAAGACAACAUCAACGUGAGAUUCAAGGAUGUUGCAGGCUGUGAAGAAGCCAAACUGGAGAUCUUAGAGUUUGUCAACUUUCUGAAGAACCCACGUCAGUACCAGGACCUCGGAGCCAAGAUCCCAAAGGGUGCAUUGUUAUCAGGGCCACCUGGAACCGGGAAGACCUUGCUAGCUAAGGCCACUGCAGGGGAGGCCAAUGUUCCCUUCAUCACCGUCAGCGGCUCAGAGUUUCAGGAAAUGUUUGUUGGCGUGGGCCCAGCAAGGAUAAGGGAUAUGUUUGCCACAGCACGAAAAAAUGCCCCCUGCAUCCUUUUCAUUGAUGAGAUUGACGCAGUGGGCAGAAAGAGAGGCAGAGGGAACUAUGGCGAUCAGAGCGAGCAAGAAAACACCCUUAACCAGUUGCUUGUGGAAAUGGACGGGUUCAACAGUUGCACCAAUGUGGUAGUUUUGGCUGGCACCAAUCGAGCUGAUGUCCUGGAUCCGGCUCUGAUGAGGCCUGGACGCUUUGAUCGACACAUAUACUUAGGCCCACCAGAUAUUAAAGGAAGGGCAUCCAUCUUUAAGGUGCAUUUAAGACCUCUGAAGUUGGACUCCAUUAUAGAAGUAGAGGCUUUGGCCAGAAAGCUAGCUGCACUAACCCCAGGUUUUACUGGGGCUGAUAUUGCUAAUGUGUGUAAUGAGGCCGCCCUAAUAGCUGCACGUCACCUCAAUCAUUAUAUAAACACUAAGCACUUUGAACAGGCAGUUGAAAGAAUUAUUGGAGGUCUGGAGAAAAAGACUCAGGUACUGCAGCUUCCAGAGAAGACUACCGUGGCGUAUCAUGAGGCCGGACAUGCUGUGGCGGGCUGGUUCCUAGAACAUGCAGACCCCCUACUUAAGGUGUCCAUUGUUCCCAGAGGGAAAGGUUUGGGUUAUGCCCAAUAUCUGCCUAAGGAACAGCACCUGUUCACCCGGGAGCAGCUGUUUGACAGAAUGUGCAUGAUGCUGGGCGGUCGAGUGGCUGAGCAGGUUUUCUUUCGUCAAAUCACCACUGGAGCACAAGAUGACCUAAGAAAAGUCACGCAGUCUGCCUAUGCACAGGUUGUAGAGUUUGGAAUGAAUGAGGCAAUGGGUCAGAUUUCUUUUGACCUCCCUCAGCAGGGCAGCAUAGUUACUGAGAAACCUUUCAGCGAAACUACAGCCCAGCUUAUAGACCAGGAGGUCCGCUUGCUCAUAGAUGCUGCCUUCCAGCGAACACUUCAGCUUGUCACUGAUAAGAAGGAAAUGGUGGAGAAGGUGGCAAAACAUCUUCUAGAAAAAGAGACUCUAGAAAAGGCUGACAUGGUAGAGCUGCUUGGACCUCGUCCCUUUCAAGAAAAGUCAUCAUAUGAGGAGUUUGUUGAAGGGUUGGGGGAAUUUGAAGAGGAAACCUCUCUUCCUGAAGGGCUAAAGAACUGGAACAAGAAGAGAUGUGAUGAGAAGCCCCGGCAGAAUGGGCAAAAAAAAUCAGCCCUGUACCUGUGUGGGGGCAUGCAGUCUCAAGGCAAAUAUUCCACCAGAUUCAGGUGAAUAUUUCUGAAGUGCAGCACCACCUGGUCCAGACUGCCCUGGUUCAUCUCACUGACAGCUGCAGAGAGGAGGGAUGUCGAGAUUAUGAGAUGUAUAUGUUUUUUUUAUUGUAGUUUUUAUAUUGAAGCAGGAAUUCUAAAAAGCCACUGAUCAUGAAUUAAAGUGCAAUUAAAAGACAGUAAGCUAAU